GCGAACCUCUACGGCGAGCCGAGAGUGGAAGUAUGGCCGACAGCGUGCGUUUCUCGGAGUCGUUCGGCGCAACGUAGCUAAACUCUCGUGCGUUCCCCGUAUAUCUCUGUUAAGAAGUGCGCGCGUGCGGUGGCACACGCGGCAAUGAAUCCGGCUUGGUCGCCGCGAUAACGUGGAGCGUCCGGAACGGAAGUGAUCCUUAUAGAUAAACUGAAACCUUUUGAACGUAAUAAUAUGGCGAGUCCUUCGCCGCAGUCCUCACCCAUGCCACCACCACAAGCACCUAGCCCGAUGGGCCCUCCGCAACAGGCACCGUCCCCGUCCAAUGCACAGGGCAGUCCGAUGGGACCGCCGCAGCAUCAUCCUCACAGCCCGACGCAAGGUUAUCAAGGUGGCCCGCCAGGAGGACCACCUAUGUCGCAACCGUCGCAACAACCGCCACCUCAGCAGCAGAGUUAUCCACCCCACCCGCAGCAAAUGCCACCUAAUAUGGGUCCACAGAAGGAAUCUGGUGCCUUCGACCAUACCUUUUGGUCAUAUAAUACAGUUAGUAGUCGUGCAUGUACAGGCAUAUAUUAUGAGAAUCAAGGUCCAGGCGGCCCAGUCGGACAGGUACCUACCUCCCAAGGUCCCGGAGGACCAAUGGUACCCGGACAAAUGGGUCCGAAUGGACCACAAAGUGGAUCUCACAUGAUGCAAAGUGGUCCUAAUCAGAUGGGUUCUAACGUACCCGGACAGAUGGGACCGGGAGGCCCAGGACAAAUGGGUCCGGGAGGACCUGGCCAAAUGGGCCCUGGAGGGCCUGGACAGAUGGGACCAGGAGGCCCGGGACAAAUGGGUCCCGGAGUACCCGGUCAAAUGGGUCCAGGAGGUCCCGGACAAAUGGCUCCGUCUCAUAUGGUGCAAGGUGGAGGUCCUCCUGGUGGACCUCAUAUGGGCCAGGGUGGCCCAGGGCAAAUGGGUCCAACUAGCGGGCCUGUUCCAGGAUCUCAGAUGGGUACCGGAGGUCCUCAAAAUUCUCAAAUGGUGCCUGGUGGACCUGGCCCCGGGCAUAUGGGUGGACCUCCAAGUCACAUGAACGCAAGCGGUCCACCAGGACCAGGCCACAUAACUGCUGGUGGUCCUCCCGGUCCAGGACAUAUGGGUAACACAGGACCUCCAGUAUCAGGACACAUGAACGCCAGCGGACCACCUGGAUCAGGACAUAUGAACGCGAGUGGUCCUCCUGGACCAGGUCACAUGAACACUAGUGGACCUCCUGGAUCAGGUGGUCAUAUGAACAGCGGCCCGCCGAUUCCAAGUCAUAUGAAUGCAAGUGGUCCGCCAGUAUCUACACAUAUGAAUGCAAGUGGUCCGGGAAGUCAUAUGGGUCCUGGCGCUCCCGGUCAAAUACCCGCAAGUGGUCCCACAGUGCAUAAUAUGGGUCCAGGAGGUCCGAAUCAAAUGGGUCCGAGUGGCCCAAAUCAGAUGAUGGCGAACAGUCAAACGCAAAUGGGGCCUAGUGGGCCGAUGGGUCCCGUUGGACCAACAGGACAAAUUGGACCGAAUGGACCUGGGCAAAUGGGUCAUAAUGGGCCAUCACAGAUGGGUCCAAAUGGACCUACACAGAUGGGCAUGGGUGGUCCACCUGGACAAAUGAGUAUGAAUGCACCGGGCGGACAAAUGGGCCCUGGCGGACCUGGUAAUCAGAUGGGACCUGCAGGGGCGGGUAACCAAAUGGGACCAAAUGCUCCAGGCAGUCAAAUGGGACCUGCCGGUCCAGGCGGACAAAUGGGACCGGGAAGCGGUUCCGUAAGCCAAUUAGGACCCAACAGUCUUGGACAAAUGGGUCCUGGAAGUGGCCCAGGAAACGUACCAAUGACAACAAGUAGUGGACCUGUUUCUAUAGGGCCUAAUGGACCCACCGGAAUAGGUGUAGCCAGCGGGCCUGGUGGACAAAUGACUUCUAGCAGCGGUCCCGGAGGACAAAUGAGUGCAGUAGGUCCUGGAGGUGGCUCUGGAGGACAAAUGGGCCCAGGGAACGGUCCUGGAGUACAAAUGAAUGCCGGCAGUGGUCCGGGCGGUCAAAUGGUGCCUGGAGGCGUACCUGGACAGAUGGGACCAGGCAGUGGACAGAUGGGACAUGGUGGUAGUGGACCCGGAGGCCAAAUGGGACCUGGAAGCGGACCUGGUGGACAGAUGGGGCCAGGCAGUGGUCCCGCUGGUCAGAUGGGACCAGGGGGACAAAUUCCAUCUAGUGGUCCAGGACAGAUGAUGCAAGGAGGCCCAGGUGUUCAAAUGGGUCCGAAUGCUCCGAGCAAUCAAAUGGGACCUGGUGGGCCGAAUAGUCAAAUGGGACCAUGUGGUCCAAGUAAUCAAAUUAGUCAUACGAACGCAAGUGGGCAAAUGGGACCUAAUGGACCGAAUGUUCAACCUCCUACCACUCAAAUAGGUCCUGGGAGUCAAAAUCAAGGCCAAAUUCCCGGUAGCACAGCACCAUUAGGAUCGGGUGCUCCAGUGAAUCAAAUGAGUCAAACUGGACCUACCGGACCUACUGGACCACCAGGAUCAGGACAAGAGAAUUUGAAUGCGCUUCAAAAGGCAAUUGAUUCCAUGGAAGAAAAGGGGUUGCAAGAAGAUCCGCGAUAUUCUCAAUUGUUAGCCUUAAGAGCUCGUCAAGGCAGUGGCAUGGGAGACAAGCAAGCCUUCAAUACACAACAAUUGCAACAAUUACGAGCUCAGAUAAUGGCGUACAGAUUACUAGCAAGAAAUCAACCUGUACCUCAACAAGUUGCGCUAGCUGCUCAAGGUGGCGCGCCUCCUCCUCCGGGGAUGAGUCAACGCCCCAUAGAUCCGUCUCAGGGCCCUGUUUCAACAGCUGGGCCACAAAUACCAGGUCCGAAUGUUAUUGGUCCCACAGGUGCUCCUAGACCGGGCUGUCAAACGCCGCAGCAACAACAACAGCAACCUCAGUCUGGCACUAAGGCAAACAGAGUGACAAGCGUAGCAAAACCCGUUGGAUUAGAUCCGUUGUUAAUAUUGCAAGAACGAGAAAAUAGAGUUGCAGCCCGUAUAUCGCUUAGAAUGGAGCAACUUAGCAAUCUACCAACAAACAUGCCAGAAGAUCUUCGUAUACAAGCGCAGAUCGAAUUGCGCAUGCUAAGAGUAUUAAACUUUCAGAGACAAUUAAGAUCAGAGAUUAUAGCAUGUACUCGGAAAGAUACCACUUUAGAAACUGCCGUAAAUGUGAAAGCUUAUAAACGUACGAAACGGCAAGGAUUGCGCGAAGCUAGAGCUACUGAAAAAUUAGAAAAGCAACAGAAAUUGGAAGCAGAACGUAAACGAAGACAGAAACAUCAAGAAUUUCUUAGUUCCGUACUACAACAUGGCAAAGACUUCAAAGAAUUUCAUCGCAAUAAUGUCGCGAAAUUGGCUAGACUUAAUAAAGCUGUGCUUAACUAUCACGCAAAUGCUGAACGUGAACAGAAGAAAGAGCAAGAACGCAUUGAGAAAGAGCGUAUGCGUCGUCUUAUGGCGGAAGAUGAAGAAGGAUACAGAAAAUUAAUCGAUCAAAAGAAGGAUAAGCGUUUAGCAUUCUUGCUAUCCCAAACCGAUGAGUAUAUCAGUAAUCUUACGGAAAUGGUCAAACAACACAAAAUAGAACAAAAGAGAAAGCAAGUCGAAGAACAAAAGCGUAAGAAGAAAAAGAAGAAAUUACAAGAUAGUGAGAAUGCUGAAGAUGGUGGAUCCAAUGAUGAUACUCGUGUUGGUGUAAUAGAAACAUCCACUGGUCGCACAUUAACUGGCGACGAAGCACCAUUAAUGAGUCAAUUGUCAGCAUUUUUAGAAGCUCAUCCUGGAUGGGAGCCAAUUGAAUCGGAUAGUGAAGAUGAUGAUGACUAUGAUGAAGAGGAAAACGGAGAAAGCAAGGAUAAAACAAUGGGUGAUUCUGAAGAAGAAAAGGUAAAGAAAACGAUACAUAAAGCAAAAGUGGAAGAUGACGAAUAUAAAACAGAAGAACAAACAUACUAUAGUAUUGCUCAUACAGUUCAUGAGGUUGUUACUGAACAAGCAAGCAUCAUGGUGAAUGGACAAUUGAAAGAAUAUCAAAUUAAGGGUCUGGAAUGGUUAGUAUCAUUGUUUAACAACAAUCUGAAUGGCAUUUUGGCGGACGAAAUGGGUCUCGGUAAAACAAUUCAGACCAUUGCUCUAGUAACAUAUCUCAUGGAAAAGAAGAAAGUUAAUGGUCCAUUUCUCAUCAUUGUUCCAUUAUCGACAUUAUCAAAUUGGGUUCUUGAAUUUGAAAAAUGGGCACCAAGUGUUGUUGUAGUGUCGUACAAAGGUUCUCCAGCUGGCAGAAGAGCGAUACAAUCUCAGAUGCGAGCUACAAAAUUCAAUGUUCUUUUAACGACUUACGAAUAUGUCAUAAAAGACAAGGGUGUGUUAGCCAAACUGCAGUGGAAAUAUAUGAUCAUUGAUGAAGGACACAGGAUGAAAAAUCACCAUUGCAAACUUACUCAAGUGCUGAAUACACAUUAUUUGGCUCCUCAUCGACUAUUGUUAACCGGUACACCAUUGCAAAAUAAAUUGCCAGAACUGUGGGCUCUUCUGAAUUUCUUGUUGCCUUCAAUCUUUAAAUCCUGCAGUACAUUUGAACAGUGGUUUAACGCUCCUUUCGCGACUACUGGCGAGAAGGUGGAGCUAAAUGAAGAAGAAACUAUUUUGAUUAUUCGUCGUUUGCACAAAGUAUUGCGGCCUUUCCUAUUGAGACGUUUGAAGAAAGAAGUAGAAUCGCAACUACCUGACAAAGUGGAAUACAUUAUCAAAUGCGAUAUGUCCGGCCUACAAAAAGUUCUUUAUAAGCAUAUGCAAAGUAAAGGUGUACUACUAACCGAUGGAUCGGAAAAGGGAAAGCAAGGAAAAGGUGGUGCCAAAGCUCUUAUGAAUACAAUCGUACAACUGAGAAAACUAUGCAAUCAUCCAUUUAUGUUCCAAGCUAUAGAAGAGAAAUACUGCGAACAUGUAGGCACGCAAGGUUCUGGUGUUAUUACUGGGCCCGAUUUAUAUCGCGCGUCUGGAAAAUUCGAGCUUUUGGAUCGUAUUCUUCCUAAAUUGAAGGCUACGAAUCAUAGAGUAUUAUUGUUUUGUCAAAUGACUCAAUUAAUGACAAUUAUGGAAGAUUAUUUAAGUUGGCGAGGAUUUAUGUAUUUACGAUUGGACGGGACAACAAAAGCGGAAGAUAGAGGAGAUCUGUUAAAGAAAUUUAACGAUCCCGGUUCAGAAUAUUUCCUUUUCUUACUAUCCACACGUGCUGGUGGUCUUGGUUUAAAUCUUCAAGCUGCUGAUACAGUUAUCAUCUUUGACUCUGACUGGAAUCCUCAUCAGGAUCUGCAAGCUCAAGACAGAGCACAUAGAAUUGGACAGAAGAAUGAAGUGCGCGUACUUCGAUUAAUGACUGUCAAUUCCGUCGAAGAGCGAAUAUUAGCAGCAGCAAGAUAUAAAUUAAAUAUGGACGAGAAAGUUAUUCAAGCUGGUAUGUUCGAUCAGAAAUCUACUGGCUCUGAGCGACAGCAGUUCCUUCAGAGUAUCUUACAUCAAGACGAUGCUGACGAUGAGGAAGAGAACGAAGUGCCCGACGACGAGACUGUAAAUCAAAUGAUUGCUAGGACAGAAGGUGAAUUCGAAAUAUUCCAGAAAUUAGAUUUGGAACGGCGACGUGAGGAGGCCAAGUUGGGUCCAAAUCGCAAAUCGCGGCUGCUAGAGGAAGCUGAGUUGCCCGAUUGGUUGGUAAAGGACGACGACGAAGUGGAAAGAUGGACCUACGAAGAGGACGAAGACAGAUUCCUUGGAAGAGGUUCAAGGCAACGUAAAGAAGUUGAUUAUACAGACAGUUUAACCGAGAAAGAAUGGUUGAAGGCAAUUGACGAUGAUGGUGCCGAGUAUGAAGAGGAGGAAGAAGACGAUAAGAAAAAGAAAAAGACACGGAAACGAAAGAAGAAAGGUGAGGAGGACGAUGAGCCUAUGCCGAAGAAACGAAGAGGUGCCGGGUCCCUGGUCGAUCCUAAAAUGAAACGGGCUAUGAAGAAACUAAUUACAUUAGUUGUUAAUUAUACCGAUAGUACUGAUGGCCGAUUGUUGAGUGAACCUUUUAUGAAAUUACCUUCAAGAAGAGAAUUACCGGACUAUUAUGAAAUCAUUAAAAAACCUUUGACUAUUAAUAAGCUAUUGCAGAAGAUCGAGGAGGGCAAAUAUGCUGAUUUAGACGAGCUUGAGAAAGAUUUUAUGCAACUUUGUAAAAACGCUCAAAUUUAUAAUGAAGAAGCAUCUCUAAUUCACGAAGACUCGAUAGUGUUGCAAUCCGUCUUUACAAAUGCGCGUCAGCGUCUUGAAGAGGAAGGUAAUAAUUCCGAUGGAGAUGAUAAAGAUGGUGAAGAUGGUUCAGACGCGGAUUCUAGUGUAAGAAUGAAAAUUAAACUAAAAGGAAGAAAGGGUGAGGGAAGAGGCGGCCGUAGAAAGAGAGUUACUAAAAAAUAUAUAUCCGACGAUGAUGAUGAUGCCGAUGAUAACUAAGAAGUAUUGUGAUGCUUUUUGAAGCUAACAAUUAUAACAUAAUUUAAAUAUUUAAUCAAAUUAUUUCGAUUAUGUCAAUAUUUGAAAUAAUAGCAGAAUCUUAUUAAAGUACAACCAAGAAUUGUAUGUAUCGCAACUCGAUUGUCGCAGUGGAGUACUGCUGUAUUAUUGUAAACUUUUAAUGUGUUGUUAAUUUUUAUAAUUAGUGAACUCAUCGAUAAAUAUUGAAUGGCGAAUAUUAUCAUAAGUCUUAUUUAGAUAUAUGUAUCUCGAUAUAAGAACAGACAUAAUGUGUUGUAACUUUUACUUCGGAUAAAUUUGUGAGUAACCAACAUCUACAGCAUACUGUACAGAUAAAAGAUUAGCAUUAAGAUUUAUUUCAAAUAUUGUUUUAAUCUCUCUACUUUGCGAUGAAGUCUGAUUGAAUAUUAUAUUUGAACUCCGACCGCUGGGUUUUGUUUCGAAUUCGCGUUUCGAAUUUAUUUUACUAUCGGGGAUAGCGCAGACAUUUGGGUACGUUACUCUAUGCCUCGCCGCAGUAAUACAAUGUAUGUUAGAUUUCUAUAAGUGAUCACAGAUAUACAUAUGCACAGUAAAGAAAGAAAUUUUUAGUUUGCUGAAAUGGUAUAAUCAUUUUGCAAAUAUUUUGCGACACAAUUGUGGGUAUAUUGGAGAUGUUAGUCAAUUUCACUGGCAAAUAAUUUAUCGCUAGACAUCGGAUUUUUUAUGCAGAUUAUUGGAAAAGAGCAAUUAAUAUUUAGGUUAUUUAUAAUAUCUAACAUAUUUAUACUGCAACCAUUGAAAUAUAUACAUACUAGAACGCGCACUGGCAGUCGAAACACGAGAGAAGGAUAGGUGCUGUCAGAGAGGCCAUUUAUCGUACACUAGCAUGCGUACAAAGUUAGAAAAAGACAGGUGGCCCCCUUGAAGCGUUAAAUAAGAGUCUAUCCUUCUCUCGUUUUCCACUUAGUUGUAGUAUAGGCAUUGCGCGUUCAAGUGUGUAUAUAUUUCAGUGACUGUAAUAUAUGUUGUAGUAUAAAUAUGUUAGAAGUAACUUAAAUUUAGUUUGUUGCUCUUUCCCAGCAAUCUAUUGCAUAUAAAAAAUCCGAUGUCUAUUUAUCACUAUUGACACUGUUAGCAAAUUAAUCUAUAUUAAUUUUUGAAGCUUUAUCUCACACACAGAUGUGUCAUUAUUUAGUUGGAUCGCAUAAAUAUAAUGGUAUAUAGGUAUAAUGUUCAUUUAUACAUAUAUCACGACGAUUAUCCUUAUUCGGUAUAAAAUUAUAAACAAAAAUUUUUACCUGGCAAUAAUUUUGAUAUUUAAACUUGACAAACUUAAAAAUAUUUAUGUCGCAGUUUUUGCAUUUAAAAAAUUAAUCAUAAUUUUGGAACUUUGUAUUUUUUCUAAUCACAGCUGCUCUUGGAAUAAAUUCAUUGGCGCGUGAUGCGAUACGAUGCUGACCUACAUUAUUAUGUAGGUCGACAUCGUAUCGUAUUACUCGACCAAUCAAUAUUAAUGGGUUUUACUACAGGCAACUUAAUUUACUGAACACUGAUGGUUCUAUCUUUUUUUUUUUGUUGUACUUUCGAUUUCCACUUUAUUUUACUUAUCAAAUUUAAUUAUUGUCUAUUUCUUCGCGGCAAAAUAUAAGGACUACUUGUCAACACCUUAGAAGAGUAGUUCGCAAAUUGCGGUGAUCGAUGCAGCGAGUAUUCUGUAUAUAAUUGCCACGUGAUAAUGAUUUUUAAAUAUUAUACAAAUGUAUCUUUGGUAUGAUAUAUUCAUUUUAUCGAUGAUGAAUAUAUUAUAUGAUAGUUAGGAUACGAUAUAUAUUUAUCAUGGUAUAUUUAUACUAGAGUUUCAACUUUUUGAUUUUUUACAUACCAGAUUAAGGUAAGCCAUUAUACAUAUUCAUAACGAAUUUAUCAUAAUUUCUUCAAGGUUUAUAGUGACAACAGUGAAUGUAACUCGCAUGUGCGCAAAUGUAACAUACUCGAAAAGUAUUCCAAAAAUAAAUUAUAGUGCAUUGAAUCAGCUACGUUAGGUAUAAGUAGAUAAUGCGUGAAUAAAGAGAGAAAGAUGUGUGAAAAUCGGAUAAAAUCUUACAAAUUACAAUUUCUCUAUGUGAAACUACUCUUUCUCCAAAUAAAAGUUACACUCUUUAUAUAA
Temnothorax curvispinosus is the source of this 8719-nucleotide messenger RNA. It is a transcript of the gene brm, whose product is annotated as ATP-dependent helicase brm. The transcript is spliced from 19 exons. Gene Ontology annotation, biological process: positive regulation of transcription by RNA polymerase II. Lineage: Eukaryota; Metazoa; Arthropoda; Insecta; Hymenoptera; Formicidae. The coding region runs from base 235 to 6549 and encodes 2104 amino acids. Gene Ontology annotation, molecular function: DNA binding; histone binding; ATP binding. The record is from RefSeq and is a predicted model, not a curated record. Gene Ontology annotation, cellular component: nucleus.